AUGGUCCGACGUAGACCACGCUUACGGCGAGGCCACUGACCUACCAAAGACUCUACGCGAUCUUCAGUCGCCCGACGAAGAUACCCACGAGCGAGCCCUCUACUCGCUGUAUGGGAGCAUUUGCCACCAAGGCAGUCGGUACACUUCUACGCCCCUCGCUAUUCCCUUCCUAUACAGGCUCAUCGACAGCCCGGACACGCCCGCUCGAGGAGAGUUGUUGCUGUUCAUGGCGUUCCUGGCCACUGGGCUCAACUCGGAUGAACUUCCCCUAGGAACGGACGUUGCACACCAGCGCAAGCGCGUGGCUGAGCUUCGAGAAGAUCCCAACCGGGUUGAAAUCAUCAAAAAGGGCCUAGAUGAGUGUCUCGGCGAUGCGAUCGUAGAACGAAACAGGGAGUAUCUUGAGUCGUAUAUCAAGUCUCUUCGCGCUUCAGGAGCUCCGGAGAAUGAAGCGAAUUGGUGGUCCCCAGAAGUCAGGUCCUACAAUGCGAUUCAGAAUGGUCUCGAUACUGCCUAUCGCUGCCUAAAAGACGACUCUGCCGAGGUGCGGACUUGUGCCGCGUUUCUGCUGGCCUGGUUCCCUGAUAGGUUGAGUGAUAGCGAGCAACACUUGAUGGAGAGCUCGACUGUGAACAGACGCCUACGGCCCAAGCGACUGCAGUCAUCUCCUUGGCUACUCUCCAGGCGAUGAAGGAGGAUUUCUCCGAGACUCGUAUCGUCCGUCGUCUGAGAGAUAUCCAGUCUCGGAGCAGCUCUUGCCUUGUGACUUGGGCGAGCAGCCUCUCGCUCGUCAAACUUCGAGUGAAUACGGAGAAAGAACUGUCGGAGGUUAUGAAAUUAUUCGCAGACGAGGAUCGGUACCCAGAGCGAUUGGAAGAAGAGUUGGAACAAGGGAAGUUUCCCUUCCUCGAUGGUCGGCCAAGCACGCUCAAGAGUCUAGCCGCGAGGGAGCUACAGCAUUUCAAGGGAUCAAAACACCCGGAGAUGGUCAAGGUUAUAACGUCCGCAACCGCAUUCAGUCGCGGAAUCGACCUCGUCACGAUAUCAAGCGCCUUGUUGAAUAUUGCGUUUGAUGGAGUCAAGCCUGAUUCUGAGCCUGAUUUUGACGGUCUCAAUGAUCUCCAGCAAGAAGUGAUGCGAGCGCUUAACACUAGACUUGAGAAACGCGUUCAAUUCGGAAAUUUUAUGAUGGUGCUGGAAUCUUGGAAUCUUCCAAGCAGGGCAGAGGACUUUGAGGUAUUCAUCAAACAUCCAGAUGCUUUCCAAAGCAGGUUAUAA
Molecule: messenger RNA, 1278 nt
Organism: Clonostachys rhizophaga
Lineage: Eukaryota; Fungi; Ascomycota; Sordariomycetes; Hypocreales; Bionectriaceae
Source: the annotation of a GenBank genome assembly